Mesoplodon densirostris (Blainville's beaked whale) is the source of this 3041-nucleotide messenger RNA. It is a transcript of the gene ABCD4, whose product is annotated as ATP binding cassette subfamily D member 4. The record is from RefSeq and is a predicted model, not a curated record. The transcript has 19 exons. Gene Ontology annotation, cellular component: peroxisomal membrane. Lineage: Eukaryota; Metazoa; Chordata; Mammalia; Artiodactyla; Ziphiidae. Bases 149 to 1969 code for a protein of 606 amino acids. Gene Ontology annotation, molecular function: ATP hydrolysis activity; long-chain fatty acid transmembrane transporter activity; ATP binding. Gene Ontology annotation, biological process: very long-chain fatty acid catabolic process; fatty acid beta-oxidation; long-chain fatty acid import into peroxisome.
UCCGCCCGUCUCUGUGGUAGCCGGGUGCCGGGGGUGCCGGGGCCCCUCCCCGGGGCCCCUCCCUUCUUCCGCGGCAGCGAGUUCUUCGGACUUUACCCUGAGCGGACCCGGGGGCUACUGGGCUCCCGCGUCGGUCGGAUUCCGGGUCAUGGCUGUCCGGGGGCCCGCGCCCCCGGCUGGCACCCGGCCCAGGUUAGAUCUGCAAUUUUUCCAGCGGUUCCUGCAGAUACAGAAGGUUUUGUUUCCCUCUUGGUCAUCACAGAAUGCCUUGAUGUUCCUGACCCUUUUGUGUGUGGCCCUACUGGAACAACUGGUGAUCUACCGGGUUGGCUUGAUUCCCAGUCAGUACUUUGGGGUCCUAGGAAACAAAGAUUUAAAUGGGUUUAAGACCCUGACGUUCCUGGCUGUUGUGCUCAUCGUCCUCAACUCCGUGCUGAAGAGCUUUGACCAGUUCACCUGCAACCUGCUGUAUGUGAGCUGGAGGAAGGACCUCACCGAGCACCUCCACCGCCUCUACUUCCGGGGCCGCGUGUACUACACCCUCAACGUGCUGCGGGAUGACAUCGAUAACCCGGACCAGCGCAUCAGCCAGGACGUGGAGCGGUUCUGCCGGCAGCUCAGCAGCAUGGCCAGCAAGCUGAUCAUCUCCCCCUUCACCCUCGUCUACUACACCUAUCAGUGCUUCCAGAGCACCGGCUGGCUCGGGCCUGUGAGCAUCUUUGGGUAUUUCAUUCUGGGAACCGUGGUGAACAAAAUGUUGAUGGGUCCCAUUGUGGCAAAGCUGGUGCAGCAGGAGAAGCUGGAGGGGGAUUUCAGGUUCAAGCACAUGCAGAUCCGGGUGAAUGCUGAGCCUGCUGCUUUUUUCAGAGCUGGGCACGUGGAGCACAUGAGGACAGACCGCAGGCUGCAGAGACUCCUUCAGACCCAGAGGGAGCUGAUGUCCAAGGAGCUCUGGCUGUACAUCGGUGUCAACAUGUUUGACUAUCUGGGCAGCAUCCUGAGUUAUGUCGUGAUCUCGAUCCCCAUUUUCAGCGGCGUCUACGGAGACCUGAGCCCCACAGAGCUCAGCACCCUGGUCAGCAAGAACGCCUUUGUGUGCAUGUACCUCAUCAGCUGCUUCACCCGGCUCAUUGACCUCUCCACCACACUCUCCGAUGUGGCAGGCUACACACACAGGAUCGGGGAACUUGAGGAGACCCUGCUGGACAUGACCCUGAAGUCACGGGAUGGGGAGAUCCUGGACGAGAGCGAGUGGGACUUGGCCAGGGCCCCGGGAUGGCCAGCAACAGAGCGAACAGAUACAGCUUUUCUCCUUGAGCGGGUCUGCAUCUCCGCCCCCUCCUCUAACAAACCCUUAAUCAAGGAUCUGAGCCUGAAGAUCUCUGAGGGGCAGAGCUUGCUUAUCACAGGCAACACAGGCACCGGCAAGACCUCCUUGCUCCGGGUUCUGGGUGGCCUCUGGGCGAGCACAUGGGGCACAGUGCAGAUGCUGACGGACUUUGGACCCCACGGGGUGCUGUUCCUGCCACAAAAGCCAUUCUUCACUGACGGGACCCUUCGGGAGCAGGUGAUAUAUCCCUUGAAGGAGAUCUACCCGGACUCAGGUUCUGCUGAUGAUGAGAGGAUCAUGAGGUUCCUGGAGUUGGCAGGCCUGUCCAGCUUGGUGGCAAGGACAGAGGGUCUGGACCAGCAGGUCGAUUGGAACUGGUAUGAUGUUCUGUCCCCAGGAGAGAUGCAGAGGCUCUCCUUUGCCCGGCUCUUCUACCUGCAGCCGAAGUACGCAGUGCUUGAUGAAGCCACCAGUGCCCUGACCGAGGAGGUGGAGAGCGAGCUCUACCGCAUCGGCCAGCAGCUGGGCAUGACGUUCGUCAGCGUGGGCCAUCGGCGCAACCUUGAGAAGUUUCACUCCUUGGUUCUGAAACUCUGUGGAGAAGGAAGGUGGGAGCUGACCAGAAUCAAAGUGGAAUGAAGCCAAGGCUGGCCACCGGCAGGAGAGCCGAGCCCAGGAGGUCGAGUCCCCAGGAGAGACCAGGAGGGCUGAUGGGGCAAGGAAGGAGCUCCAGGUUUGCCUCACAGGUCCCGUGUGGGGAGCACCAGCAGCAGUGGACCCAGCCCACGUGUGACCCUCAUCCUGCCAGGGUGCCUCCUGCCUCAGCCAGAGCUUCGUACACUUGAAGUGCUGAUUACUUAACGUAUAACCUCAGAUCGUGUUUUCUAAAGAAAACCUGAAAGUGUGGGAUCUAUAAGAAAUGCAGGGUCAAAAUGGAGAGUGUAUUGGACUUGGAGUCAAGUGAUCCAGAAAUCUUUUAGAAUACAUCAAUUUUGCAACAGUAGAUUUUUAACUUUAAUCAACUAUUUAAAUUUUAUAACUUUUUUAAAAAGAAAAGAUAAACAUGUUUUUAAACUUGCAACUUUCCCCUUUUUUCUUUCUUUAUCAUCAUAAGAUCUUUUUUUUUUUUUUUUUUGGCCCCGCCAUGCGGGAUGCAGGAUGCAUGCAGGAUGUGAGAUCUUAGUUCCCCAACCAGGGAUCAAACCCGUGCCCCCUGCAGUGAAAGCAUGGAGUCUUAACCACUGGACUGCCAAGGAAGUCCCUAAGAUAACCUUUUUUUUUGUGUGUGUGUGGUAUGCAGGCCUCUCACUGUUGUGGCCUCUCCCGUUGUGGAGCACAGGCUCCGGACGCACAGGCUCAGCGGCCAUGGCUCACGGGCCCAGCCGCUCCGCGGCACGUGGGAUCUUCCCGGACCGGGGCAUGAACCCGUGUCCCCUGCAUCGGCAGGUGGACUCUCAACCACUGCGCCACCAGGGAAGCCCCGAAAUAAUGUUUUUAAUUGACUCUCCAGGCUUGUCUUUGAGAGCCUGGGGGGUGGGAGCAGCACUCUCCACUGUGCUAGAACCUUAUGCCCGUUGGUUCUUCACUUCACUGGCAUCUCCCACUUACCCAUUGCCAAUUGUCCCUCAGCCACUAACAUCGAGGGCCCUUCUGCUUUUCUUAACCCAGAUGAAAAUAAAUCCCGUAAUAUUUUUAAGUUAAUUCAUUUCUU